GAUAAAGUAUGUGCAUCACUUAUAUCUUACCAGUUAUAGAUAUUGUUUUCCCCUAUGAAUGUGUGAUAGUCAUGGUAUAGGCGAAAUUGAAAGUAAAACAAUGGUGUAUUGUUAAAAAUUAUUGCGCAGUGUUGCGAUCUCGCGAAUUCACGUGUGGACUCCGGUGACACAGGUGCUCGAAAUAAAUGGGACAGAAUUUGUGAAAAUGGCUAUCGACUUACGGGACAGGACUGUCCUGUUGUUAGCACUGUGGAUAAAUUCGUGCGUCUUUGGAUAUAAUAUUGACACUAACAUUCCUGUGAUAAAGAAGGGAAUAAGUGGCAGUUAUUUUGGAUUCUCCGUAGCAGAACACAUAAAUGAUGACUAUUUAAUACUGGUCGGAGCACCUUUAUUUAACAGUACGAGUGAAGGUACGACUGUUCAGACUGGAGGUGUGUUCAAGUGUAAUGCCAGGUCUAUGGACCCUGAUGAUUGUCAGUACAUAGAAGAUAUAGAAACCAGUAUAAGUAAUGAUGGCCAGAGGGCUGGACAGUGGAUGGGGUCCACCAUCAGUAGUACAACACAACCGGGAAAACGUGUACUGGUGUGUGCUCACAGAUAUACAACAAAUUAUGUGGGCAUAGGAACGUGUGUGACAUUGAACUCUGACCUUUCUGCCGACAAUGAGAGACGACCUUGCCGUGAUGAUGGGCUAGAGAAUGAAGGUUUAGCGUAUUGUCAAGCUGGAACAUCAGGUGUCAUGAUGAAUGACGAGCGUGUCUUACUGGGAGCUCCAGGAGCUGUUGAUUGGACAGGUGGCUUGUGGACACAGUACACCGGAGACAAUAUCCGAGAGGACCUUUCAUGGUUCAGAUCACCGAUCUAUCUUAAGGAGGACACUCGCAAGCCACGCCCGAUUGACCUCACAUCUUACAUGGGAUUCUCUGUAACAUACGGAAGAUUUGACCCCAAUGGAGUGACCUUUGUGGGCGGGGCCCCACGAUCCGUCUCCAAGGGUCAAGUAGUUCUAUUUGUGAAAGAUAACAAGGGAUUGACAUACAGGGACAACCAGAUUCUAACUGGAGAGGAACCGUUUUCUGCCUUCGGCUACUCCUUGACAGCCAUCGACGUCAAUGAUGAUUCAUUUGAUGAUCUCAUCGUUGGUAGUCCUAUGUAUCUCGAGAAGGACCAAAGUAUUGGUGGCGCCAUCUACAUUUACAUGGGAAGCGACUCUGAAAUGAUUACCAAAGAUUCCGUGCCAAUUAAGAUUACAAGUCGUAAGAUGAGUGAAAGUGACUGUUUGAAAUUCAUGUGUAAGGAUGCUAGGUUUGGACACACACUGGCGAAGGCAGGGGACGUCAACCUUGACGGUUAUCAAGAUCUGGUGGUCGGAGCUCCGUAUGAGGGUGUUGAUAAGGGAGCUAUCUACAUCUUCCAUGGCUCUGCUGACGGUCUGAAGGAAACCUACGCUCAGAGAAUCUAUGCCUCGGACAUCGUCACCAGUCCACCACUCAGAGCAUUUGGACACGCAAUCUCUGGUGGUAUGGACAUGGAUGGAAAUGGGUAUGAUGACAUCGCUGUUGGCUCCUACGAAUCUGGACAGGCCAUUCUCCUACGGACACGACCAAUCGUUCACUUGACUUCUGCUAUCUCUGUUCAACCUAACAAAUUCAACAUUUCUGAGACAGCUUUGUGUUUUAAUGGAGUGAAAAAACGCUGUGUUGUUAUGACAUUCAUUCUGUCGUACACCAUCGAACCCGUCAGAAGUGUACCACUUCAGGUUAUCUAUACCAUUGAAGCUGAUACAGGAAAACAGAGAAAACGUGUGGAGUUUGAUAAUCCCACCCCAGGCAUGAACGGUCAGAUUGAGAAAACUGUGACCCUACCAAUAGUGAACAGGAAUGUGGAAGUCAAACAUAUCAUUUAUCUUAAGGACAAUUUCCAGGACAAACUCCACCCAGUUCAGUUCAAGGCCACCUAUAGACUCCCCGACGAGAACUGGCCCACACGCCGUAAACGACAGGCCAGCUUUCCUGACAUAAAUAACUUUCCUGUUCUCGUCAUGACUGGUGGGACAGACGCCACAGAUAUAACACUUAAUACACAGAUAGCAUUCGCCAAGGAGUGUGGCAGCAACGAUAUUUGUGAGAGCAGUUUGUCUCUGAUGGCGGAGGUCAAACUGGCAGAUGUAGAUCAGCAGACUGGUUACAAGGUGAUGACUGAUAUCGGAUCAGACCUGACUAUUAAGUUCACAGUAACUAAUAAAAUGGAGCCGGCAUAUGAGACAAUGUUCUAUAUUGUUGUUCCAAAAGAGUUUGAAUACAAAAAUUCCAAGGCUUUGAACUCUGAUUCCUUCUUGCCAGAGUGUUCUGUGUACAAUGCCACUCUGAUGACUUGUGGAGGACUUGGAAAUCCGCUGUUCAAGACUGUUGUCAGGGAAUUUACAAUCACUUUUAAUACUGCAGGUCUCGACCCCAAAACAAACUUCUUUUCCAUAAAAGCUUUUGUGAAUACGACGAGUUCGGAACAGACACCUAAUGAAGAUGUGAAGAACUUGAUGGUGAAGGUUGUGUCGAAGACAAACAUGGUUGUAUACGGGUCAGCCAAACCAGAUGCGGAUGUGGUGUUUAGUGGAGAGGUGCGAGGGGAAAGUGCCAUCAGUAGGGCAGCUCAGAUUGGUCCUUCUAUCAACCAUACUUAUGUGGUUUUGAAUGAUGGUAACAGUACAGUAGGCCAGGCAGAGUUACAAAUUGAUUGGCCAUAUGAGAUGAAACCCUUGCUACCUGGACACAGUGGCAAGCACCUGCUUUACCUAAUCGACAUCCAGACGGAGUAUGGUGAUAUUGACUGUAGCCGCAUGGACCCAUCAAUAUUCAACCCACUGAAUGUAGAUCUGAACCCGGAAGUCCAGUUGACAGGUACAGAUCUCGAGUCUUCUGGUGACACAGACCUCGAGUCUGAAAAUGUCACACAAACUAAUGUAACAAAUGAGGAUGGUUAUACAACUGUUGGUCAGCGGCGUAGACGACAAGCAGAGACAAAUGUUGAUGAAGAAGAAAAAGAAGGAAAGAAUGACGACUCCAGAGUACGGCUUGCAGAACAGAGGGAAAAAAUGGAAAAAGUAGUGGUUUUGAGCUGUGAACAAGAAAAUGUACAAUGCUCCCGUUUGACGUGCAUGAUUUAUCGUCUGGGUCCAUCAGACUCUGCCAGUGUCAAGGUCGUUGCUCGGUUGUGGGAAAGCACACUACUGGAGGAUUACCCAGCCGUCGACAUGGUCAAAAUACAAUCUAAAGGUCAAGUUAAAACUUGACCCCGCCCUUAAUAUAGAACAACCCAAUUUAGAGGAUGACAUAGCUUUUGCAACUACAUACACCAUUCCUGAUGUGGCAACUCGACCAGCAAAGGAUGUGGCUUGGUGGAUCAUUCUCGUGGCCGUACUAGGUGGCAUCGUCCUACUGGUGGUGUUAAUUCUACUACUGUGUCUGUGUGGCUUCUUCAAGAGAAUCCGACCUACCAAAGAAGAGGGAUAUGAACCAACGUAUCGAGGAGAGAUUAUUUCUGGUAUUGAGAAAAAUGGAGAAUUUAAAUAAAUAUUUAAGACGACCAUCUAAGAUGAAUGACAGAUGAAAUAUACCACAUUCCACGAACUUAAAAGUGAAAGUCGCUCAGGAAGGAUCCAGAUGGUAGAACAAUGGAGGGACUGGUAGGCCAUCCGGAACAUCGGAGUUUAUCACACUGGAGGCCAUCCGGAACAUUGAAGUUUAUCACACUGGAGGCCAUCCGGAACAUCGGAGUUUAUCACACUGGAGGCCAUCCCAAACAUUGAAGUUUAUCACACUGGAGGCCAUCCGGAACAUUGAAGUUUAUCACACUGGAGGCCAUCCGGAACAUCGGAGUUUAUCACAAAUUUGUCCUUCCAAACAGAUUGUGUAAAGUAUAAUACAGACAUAGUUUGGCACUGUGUAAAGUAUAAUACAGACAUAGCUUGGCACUGUGUAAAGUAUAAUACAAACAUAGUUUGGCACUGUGUAAAGUAUAAUACAGACAUAGUUUGGCACUGUGUAAAGUAUAAUACAAACAUAGUUUAGCACUGUGUAAAGUAUAAUACAGACAUAGCUUGGCACUGUGUAAAGUAUAAUACAGACAUAGCUUGGCACUGUGUAAAGUAUAAUACUGACAUAGUUUGGCACUGUGUAAAGUAUAAUACAAACAUAGUUUAGCACUGUGUAAAGUAUUAUACAAACAUAGCUUGGCACUGUGUAAAGUAUAAUACAGACAUAGUUUGGCACUGUGUAAAGUAUAAUACAGACAUAGCUUGGCACUGUGUAAAGUAUAAUACAGACAUAGUUUGGCACUGUGUAAAGUAUAAUACAGACAUAGCUUGGCACUGUGUAAAGUAUAAUACAGACAUAGCUUGGCACUGUGUAAAGUAUAAUACAAACAUAGUUUGGCACUGUGUAAAGUAUUAUACAGACAUAGUUUGGCACUGUGUAAAGUAUUAUACAAACAUAGUUUGGCACUGUGUAAAGUAUAAUACAGACAUAGUUUGGCACUGUGUAAAGUAUAAUACAGACAUAGCUUGGCACUGUGUAAAGUAUAAUACAGACAUAGCUUGGCACUGUGUAAAGUAUAAUACAGACAUAGUUUGGCACUGUAAAGUAUAAUACAGACAUAGCUUGGCACUGUGUAAAGUAUUAUACAAACAUAGUUUGGCACUGUGUUAAGUAUUAUACAAACAUAGCUUGGCACUGUGUAAAGUAUAAUACAGACAUAGUUUGGCACUGUGUAAAGUAUAAUACAGACAUAGCUUGGCACUGUGUAAAGUAUAAUACAGACAUAGUUUGGCACUGUGUAAAGUAUAAUACAGACAUAGUUUGGCACUGUGUAAAGUAUAAUACUGACAUAGCUUGGCACUGUGUAAAGUAUAAUACAGACAUAGUUUGGCACUGUGUAAAGUAUAAUACAGACAUAGUUUGGCACUGUGUAAAGUAUAAUACAGACAUAGUUUGGCACUGUGUAAAGUAUAAUACAGACAUAGCUUGGCACUGUGUAAAGUAUAAUACAGACAUAGCUUGGCACUGUGUAAAGUAUAAUACAGACAUAGCUUGGCACUGUGUAAAGUAUAAUACAGGCAUAGCUUGGCACUGUGUAAAGUAUAAUACAGACAUAGCUUGGCACUGUGUAAAGUAUAAUACAGACAUAGUUUGGCACUGUGUAAAGUAUAAUACAAACAUAGCUUGGCACUGUGUAAAGUAUAAUACAGACAUAGUUUGGCACUGUGUAAAGUAUAAUACUGACAUAGCUUGGCACUGUGUAAAGUAUAAUACAGACAUAGCUUGGCACUGUGUAAAGUAUAAUACAGACAUAGCUUGGCACUGUGUAAAGUAUAAUACAGACAUAGUUUGGCACUGUGUAAAGUAUAAUACAGACAUAGCUUGGCACUGUGUAAAGUAUAAUACAGACAUAGCUUGGCACUGUGUAAAGUAUAAUACAGACAUAGUUUGGCACUGUGUAAAGUAUAAUACAGACUAGCUUGGCACUGUGUAAAGUAUAAUACAGACAUAGUUUGGCACUGUGUAAAGUAUAAUACUGACAUAGCUUGGCACUGUGUAAAGUAUAAUACAGACAUAGUUUGGCACUGUGUAAAGUAUUAUACAAACAUAGCUUGGCACUGUGUAAAGUAUAAUACAAACAUAGCUUGGCACUGUGUAAAGUAUAAUACAGACAUAGUUUGGCACUGUGUAAAGUAUAAUACUGACAUAGCUUGGCACUGUGUAAAGUAUAAUACAGACAUAGCUUGGCACUGUGUAAAGUAUAAUACAGACAUAGCUUGGCACUGUGUAAAGUAUAAUACAGACAUAGUUUAGCACUGUGUAAAGUAUAAUACAGACAUAGCUUGGCACUGUGUAAAGUAUAAUACAGACAUAGCUUGGCACUGUGUAAAGUAUAAUACAGACAUAGCUUGGCACUGUGUAAAGUAUAAUACAGACAUAGCUUGGCACUGUGUAAAGUAUAAUACAGACAUAGCUUGGCACUGUGUAAAGUAUAAUACAGACAUAGCUUGGCACUGUGUAAAGUAUAAUACAGACAUAGCUUGGCACUGUGUAAAGUAUAAUACAGACAUAGUUUAGCACUGUGUAAAGUAUUAUACAAACAUAGUUUGUGUGCCAUAUGAAACAAAUUCCACCAGAAGGAAAAUCUAAGGAAAUUGAUAUUUUCCUUUUAAUAUUUUACAACACAAGAUAGAUAAUUAAUACAAGUACCAAAAUGAUAAUCAGUUUACAUCUAAAUAAUAUUUUUGUUAAAUACUUUUUUUUUUACAAAUGUUGUUGACGAUCUCAUAAUUUAUAAGAGGGGUUAUCUGAGUGAGAAUCGCUUACUUGAAGCCAUGAGAGGUGUUAUCAUGAAAACAACAGGGCUGAAAACAAAUGUGAAAAGUUAUUAAAACGUUUCAAUGGAACAGAAAACAUAGCAUAUAGAAACUAUCCCAGUAAGUGCUUUACCUGGCUUUGCUUUUGUGUGGUAUUUUUCACAUAUUUAUAAAAGAAGGUACAAUUUUGCAAAGUGUUAAAAAUGCAGUCUAUAAAAUUGCCAGUUUCCCCAUUGUCUUGAUUGUUCUGCGGAUGUAUCCAAAGCAUAAAUUCAAGGCAGGCAUGUUUUUUAUCAGAACUGUACACAAGUUUUUACCUAUUUUAACUUUCUGCUUUUCUCACAUUCUUGAUAAACAUUGAAUAUUUCUGAUGUGCUUUAGAAAUUUGGUAUUUAUAAAUUGCCAAGCCUGCAGGUGAUUUAAUACUGAGUGUGAGAAUCGAAGCAGAAUUGAUCAAAAAAUGAUUUCCAUUCUCUUGAAAAUAUUCUGGAUCACUUAUAGUGUUCAAAACACAGCUUUGAUAAUUACGACAUAUCACAUGAUAUUGACUUAGGGAUAGAUAUGGUUUAACAAGACGAACUUCAUUAUGGAAUCUGGUCAAUCUGACAUUUAUCAAGCUCAAAGCUUUCUGAAAUUCUUAGAUAUUUCUCAAACAACAUAAAUUGAUCUGAUGACGAUCUGUUACAGAGAUUGACGGACAUCUUACCACAAAAAGAUGCGAGUCUUAUUACAAUUCACUGUUCAAAAUAAACCUACAGACAAUUCUAAUGCUAAAGUGAUGUCAGCUGUUAUAAACAUUCACAUGAUUAUGAUUUGUAGAAAGAUUAAGUUACAAUUCCAGUCCAGUGAAUACAGAAUUGUUUAUUGUGUUUUGUAGUUGUUAGGUUGUAGUGAGGAGGUAAAUUGUACAAAAUUAUCAGUAAUUGAGCAGAAUUAUUCACAAUCAAUAUAAACAUGUCAUUAUAUACCAUAGUUUUGCUGUGAUAAGCCCAGAAGUCUUAAGUAUUAGAAAUCGGGUAUGUAGAUCCUAGAUGCAUGUUUCACACAAUUAUGAAAUUGGUCACAAUUUCUGUACAGAUUUUAUUUCUUAUGUGAUUUUUUGUCAAAUUCAGAAGCCCUCGAGUAUUUUCAAUUAUUUUUUUUUUCAAUUUCGAGUAUAAAAUGAGAUGAGAAAUUGCUACCUUGAAGGCAAAAAAUUAAAGAGAAGUCUGUAGUUUAUUUCACAAUUUCUACAGGAAAAAAAAUCUUUUUGCUUCAAAUUUUUCAUAAAACUGAAAAGUUCCAACCAUAGAAAAAAUACCUUUACAACUUGAGAUAUGAUCUACUAAGGAUGCUACUCGUUAAUUGGGAGUGGAGGUUGAAAUAAGAGGGCUUUAAGCAGGAAUUGAGAUAUAUGGUAUUUUCUAAUGAAGGAUGCAGGACUAAUCUUUGAUUGAUCAUAAUUGACAUAUUAAUUUCUAAUCUGUGAUAUGUAGAAAGUUAUAUUUUGCUCUAUAAUGAUAUCUGUAGAAAAAUGCCAAAAUGUGUUGUAUUCAGUAUGGUUUUAAUACUAGCUUUUUAAAAAGGCUUACUAAUGUCAAUUGACAUUGAAUUGUACUUCAGUUUUGUGUUUGCUUUGUGUAUUGGAAGGUUUCAAUAUAGAAAUAUAAACAUUUAGAGACUUAUUACCCGGUAUUUAUUAAAGUCUUGAAUUUUUUUUGUCAAAUGUCAGUUAAGAAUUUUUGAAGUGAACUUGAUAUUUAAGCUAUAGAGAUAUAUGCAUACUGGUAUGCUAAAUCAGAUUUUGAUUGAAACUGAAAAUUAAAUUAAUGAUAUUCAAAUUUUGAUUUAUAUUGAUAUAAAAAAAUAAUGAUAUAGUAAAGUAUGUACUGGACAUAUGACAUUUUUCUGAUUUUUGAUGCAACAUGGCCUAAUUAGGGUUUUUUAUGUAAAUUUUAAUAUGUGAUUCAUCUGUUUACACAUAGGACAGAUGAUCAUAACCCUGAAAUAAUUAUCUAUAUUAGGCUUGUAAUAUUUACUUCCUUGAAAAACUUUUUAUUGAUAUUACGGCGUGUAUUUUCAAAAAUUAUCAGAAAAAAAUAACAUUUUAGUACACAGAUCAUUCUACAUUCGUUGUCUGUAAACAAAUAUUUGUCAGAAACAAUUUUCAUUCAGUAAGUAAACAAAUUUUCUGUGAAGUAUUUUUUAUUUUCAUUUAGAUGUUCUGAUGAACACUAUUGAAGGACAGUAUAGAGGUAUAUGCUUUAAAUAGUAAUAAUUUAUAGGCGUGAACUAUAACAAAUUGUAGUGUAUAUGUACAUAGUCAUAUAAGUGUUUUAAAAGUUCAGUGGAACAUUUCAUUACAAUAAUAAAUAGAUAUAUUGUAUGCUUAAUGAUUUCGUAUGAUUUCCAAUUUUAAUCCCGAAAAAAAGAAAGGAAAAAAAAAAUAUGAUUAUAUUCGUUUCCAGAUUUGGUCUCUGAUGUUCUAGAAUGUUACUUCGAGGUUUGAUUUUUUUUGUAUUCCGUUUUCAAGUUUUGCAAAUUUUCCAGUAGAAACAAGAUUUAUGAUUUAAUAUUGAUCCAAAGGAAUAGUCAACACCCACCUUGUUUUCAUGCCAUUAAACAAACAGUGAUUUACAAAUGAUUCGCUAUCUCCGCUAUGUAAUGUUGUAUAGGACUUCACCAUUACCCGAAGUUUGUAUAUAUUAUAUAUAUAAUUCAAAACCAUUCCUAAGUCAAAUCAUUAGCAAGUGCUGUGUAUCCCCAAUUAUAUGUUUGUGUGUUUAUUAAAUUAAUUUUACAUAUUUAGAUAUUUCAUUUACUGAUUCCCAAUAGCAAUGUAUAUAUAAACUUUUUCCCUAAAUACCAUUUGAGGUGGAUUAUUACAUCAUUAGUUUCUUUUGCAAGGUGCUUCAUUUUAAUUUUAAAGAUAUAACUUUUUUGCAUGUACAUAUAUUUUACUUUUACAAAAUUAGGCUUUAUCAUAUUUUGUUUAUCAUUGUUUGUAUGAAAUAACUUGCUGACGGCUUUAUGUCAAUUCCAGUUCAGUUGUUGAGCCACUUUUUUGGGAUAAUUCCCUGAAUUCUUGACACCAUUUCACUAAUUAUGUCCUUACUUACCAUACUUUUUCCAGGAAAUACAGAUUUUUUCAAAAAUUCUCUAUCUGAGACUAAAGUAAAAUUAGCAAUACGUCUUUACUGGUAUUUAAAAUUAUUUUUGCUAUUUCAGAGAAGAAGCUUUCUUGUGUUAAUUUAAAUACAGAUUUUAUAAAGGAAUGCAUGUGAACUUAUUCUGGAAUGAUACAAUGAGUCGGCUAUCAAUUAAAAAUUCAAGAAGUUUACACACUGGUUAAUUGAUAAAUAUCUAAAUACAUUUCCAGGAAAAAUUGCGAUGGACAGUUGAUCCGAGAACCAUUUUAUACUUUGUGUCGUAUAUAAGAAACAAUUAUGAUGUUUAUCACAUUGAUAGCCCUGAAGCUUUUUACACAUAAAAGGUAAUAUAAGGGUUCUCUGUUAACUCGGGUAGUAAAAAGUGCAGUAAGUUCCAGUGUCUUCUCUCAAUAAUACAAAACUUUCCUUUAUGGUGACCUUGACAUUCCAACAGAUGUGCUGUUAAGUGGAGUUAUUGCCCUUUAAACAUCUAAAUGUGAAACUUGUUUAUAUAUAGAUAUUUACCAUUGAAUUAGCCGUGUAGUUUUAUAGAAAAAAAUAUUUUGAAACAUAGAUAGAAAAAAAGUUGUAUUAUAAAUGAUUUUUUUGCCUUUUAGGUAGCAGAUGGAACAUAUUGUAGAUAGGUGUUGUAGAUAUAUGUUGUAGAUAGGUGUAACUAUGGAAUGUGUUCCUGACAACUCCUGUGUAAUAUUGUAUGUCACUUGUUUAACUACAUCACCUGUACAGUUAUGUGGUCUUCCAGCACAUUUGAGAUGUUUUUGAUUCCCCAAGAUCAGAUUUUCCAAAAUGACCAAAAAUUGACAAUGAAUUUUAAAGAUAUGUCUGUUAGAUAAAUGUUAUUUUGACCCUUUUAAUAGAUUUCUGAGAAAGUAUUAUUUUAUUUGAUUUAAACAUACUUAUUUGCAAAAAUCAAAUGGGAUCAGACACAAUUUUAAAAAACUUAUGGUCCAUCUUCUCCCCAUAAAACAUAAAUGAUCAAAUAUGUGAUUUUUUAAAUUUACUGAGGGACAAACAUGAACUUGAAGGCUUAUGGUCCGAACAGUACAUUAGUACUGAAAUCGUAAAUAAAUCUAUAUAUAACCAGUGGGAGUGGCCAGAUUCUGACCUGAUAUUGUCAAGGUACAAAAUUUUAUCUUUGACGCUUGAACAAUAACACAGAUACUUGUUUUUAUUUGGCCUUUUUGUAUAUGAACUUAAAUGAAGGUGUUUAAAAGUAAGAAAUGUGUGAUACACUAUAUAUUUUAUUUAUAUAGCUUUUUUCUGAAAUUCAAGAAAUCCAUCUAAAUUUUGUGCUCAAGAAUUUCCUGCUUAAGUGCUAGAUCAAGAUGCUGUUCUAGCUGACCCUGGACACUUACACUGUUUGUAGUUAAUUCUCACCCACCUGGAAUAUUAGACAGGGCUAGAGUAAGUUAAUUCAGCGAGGUAGUCACCAGCUACUACAAGGUCAAACUCAAGGUGACUCUGGCUUUUCAUUGGGCGAUAAAACCAACAAAAAAAAUUAUCAUAAAGUCAACUCACUUUCACUUCAUUUCGAGUCAGAAGUUCACAUUACAUAGUAGAAAAAUUUAGCUGAGCUAAGCUAAGACAAAUUUAGUAUCCUGGUCCACUGCAUCUGGUAUUUGAUAACAUAUUUAGAUUGUCCUUUGUUUUUGUAAACACAGUUUUACUAAUUUUGUGUGUUAUUAUUGCACUGUAAAUACACUCAGCACCGCACUGUAUGUGUCCCAUGUAACCUUCUGUGUUGUCUUGGUAACCAAAUGUUCAAAGUAUUGUUAGCCUGGUGUACCAAAACAAGUACAUACAUGGUAUAUGUUGGGUAUUUGGUGUGUUAAGCUAACAAUUCCUUGCGACAUAUGUUUGUAUAGAUUUAGUGGCUGUAUAUGCUUGACUACAAGUUUAACCAAUUGUCUGAUGUUAUUGACAACACAUUCUCUAAUGGUGAGGUUUGAUUUUGGGUUUCAGGGUUUAAAUUCAGUUUGAAAACUAUUUACAUUUUUCUUUAAAAUAUUGUCAUUGACGUUGCAGGAUGCUUUUUUGAAUACCUUAUAGUGUGCUGGAUGAUAAGAAAUAGCAAAAAGUACAAUAGAAAAGCUAAGUAUCAAAAGGCUAACGGUACUUAUUCAGGUCAGUUUAAAAGUUAUCCCAAAGAGUUUUAUUACCAUUACGUUUGUGUUGGCCUUUAAUGUCCGACAUUCAGGUUAACUUAUUGUCAUUGUGUGCUGCUUUACUGAGAUAAGUCUCUCCACAGCUUUUUAGUGUGCUUUAGUUAUCCAAAUAGAUGUUAAAUGGAUUAAGUGAUUUAUUCACAUGAGUGUUCGUUUAUUUACUGCAAAGACCAUUUUCUACAAUCCCUAUCAUUAAACUAAAAAAAAAAAAAUAUAUAUAUAAUCAAAAGUUUAAAAGGUAGAAAUAGUUGUAUUUAAAUCUUAAUUUCUUUUUUUAAUAAAUAUAACAUAAUAGAAAUAUAUCAAGAUAUCAUUAGAUGAAAAGUAUGUAAAUGCGUACUUUCAUAAUUAUUGGUUCUGAAACCUGUUAUGUGUUGCCGGAUAAAAAUUAUUUUAAGGAUUAUUCAGCUCAAUGCUACCAUUAAACGUAGUGAAUAGACAGUACAGUUCGCAUUGUUUGCUUUUUGUAGCUUUUCUUGUUGUAGUGGUCAUUUGUAUAAAACGCAUCAUUCCAUUUGUAAAUAUAUAGGUCACAAAAAAUAUUACAAGUAUAGACAUUGCAUUAUAAACUUACUAUAAACUUACGCAUUUAUUUGUCAGCGAUCUUACAUUGGAGAUGUCUACUUUUCAUAUGCCAUAACGACAGAAUAUAUGUCAUUUAAUCAUUUACAAGACAUCAUCGUUGUCACAAAGUCAUAUGCCAUAACGACAGAAUAUAUGUCAUUUAAUCAUUUACAAGACAUCAUCGUUGUCACUAAGUCUUGUUCUCAUCAGCAACAUAAAACAUUUGUCAUGGGAUCAUCAAAACUAGACAUUUGUCUUGGUUUUAUCAGAAACCUCUAGACACUCGUCCAGUGAUCAUCAUCAAAGCGCAUGUGGUGUUUCCAUUCUUUGUACACAAUGUACUAAAAAGUGAUAAAUUUGUGUAUUAUGCAGAUUCUGUACUCAAUACAGACUUGAAAUUUUUUUAGCUACUUGAUAAUUUUCCUGUACUGUACGUUUGUUGUAAUUUGAACUAAAUUUUCCAUAGAACAAUUUGACUGUUAUUUCAGAGAUUUGUUUAUAGACAUGUACACGAUGAUAACUCAUUUAUGGGUGAUCUAUCUGCAUAUGGUGUCCACAGACUAUUUAUUCCAAAUCGUGCAAAUCUAUCGAUAUGUUCUUUGAGGAAAAAGAGAAGACGUAUUCAUUUUUUGUUAAAACCAUUGGCUAUCUAUAGAUUUUAAAAUCUAGGAACAGUUUGUUUUACAGGUAGCACUUUACUACAGUUUACUUUUAUACAGAUUAUCAGAAAUAUAGAUAUUAUCAAGUUGUAUGUAAUACAUAUGUAGAGUAUACAAAAAGUCAUAAUGAUCAAUCAUUAUUCCAUAAACCUAUAUCUCAAGUUUGCCAGUGUAGUCAUAACCACAUUUAACUAUUUUAUGCCGGGAUUAUAUUUGAAUGUAUGAUAAUAUCUUUGAUAUGUAUUGAUUCAUAUAAUAAUACAUUAUUGUUUCUGAUAAUAUUUUACUUGGUUGUCAAAGUUGACAGUUCUUGGUGUAAGACAAUGUAAAUGUAUUUUGUAUGGCAGUUGUUUAUUGAGAGGAAGCAAAUCAGAGUACCUUUAUGUUAUACGGUGAUUUUAAAUACUAAUUAACUAUCCUGUCCGACUCAAGACAAACCUUCAACACAGAUCUCAUUCCAGAACUUAUGCAUGAUUGAACAAUGCUUAUCACCAUAGUUAUGUGUCACUGUAGUUCUUGUAUUUAUUUUGUCCCUAUGGUAAAAAAGUGUUAAUUAUUUUCAGUUCAAAAUCCUACAUCAUGAAAUUGUCCAGAUGAUGAUUAACUCUUCAUUUAAAGAUUUAGAAAUUGGAGACCUUUGGUGAUAUAAAGACCUGAGAGACAAAAUUAGAAUAUUCAGAAUUUUUUGUGAGGCAUAACGUUCUGAUAUUGUAUCCUUUUGAUGUCCAUUGUUUUCAUUCUACCAAUUUUCUUCAGUGACAACAUUUUACAAUACAAUGGUAUGAUUAAAACUUAAUAAACUAAAUAAUAAUUAUAAAUGUGACAUUAAGUGAUAAAUAAAAUCAUUAUUGUACACACUUAGAGGUACAACUGAUUUCAAAAAGUUUUACGUGUAAAGUUCUGUACAUAUCGUCUAUGACUCUGCUUGAACAGGGGCAAGGAAAAAUCCCAAAUACUUUUGAUAGGUGUACCAUGGUCACAAGACAUUACUGGAGUAUUUCAGAGUGCUGAAAUAUGAGGGAUAUCAUCAAGUUGUACUCUGUUUCAAAAAAUGUAUUUACAAAUAUUAUAUUUUUAGUUUUGUUUGAAAUAUGGUUUGUAUUAUUUUGACUUGAUUGGUUGUGAAUGUAAAAUAUGUUCCCCAUAUUUACAUUGUCCAGCAAUGUUGGGUUCAUUUUUUAUAGCAAUUUUUCUUUUAAAGAUCACAUGCAAAACUUUGGAUGGAAAAUCUGACAUGCAUGUUUAUAAUACAACUUUGUAUCGCUCUGUAUAUUGUUUUUACAGUAUGAAGUUUUGUUCUAAUUGUGCAUCAUUCCUAUUUGCUUAUUUUGCCAAAAUACCAACUUGUCCAUAUCUGGUCUUACUUCUGUAAUGCAGCCUAUUUCCCUUUUGCUGUGGAGAGUUAUAAAUAGCAUCAUGUACAGAGAUACAGCUGUAAGGUAACAAUGAUGGCAUGUCAGGUAACCAGAUAGAGAGAAUAUUAGAUGGUGUCAUUUAUUGAUGACAAAUAACUUUCAGGAGUCUUGACUAAUAUUUCAAAAUAAUUUGCACACUUGUAAAUUUAUUACUGAAUAUAUAAUCAAACAUGCAGUUGUUCAUUUUGAUCACCUGCAAAAUCCUUAUAAGAGAAGAUGAAUUUUUUCUUUGAAUGCACAUACAAUUAUGUACUUUUGUAUCAAGCUUUCUGAUUGGUUAAUUGUAUGUAUGGUCAUUUGUGCUCCCCGUUUUCAUUGGUGUUUAGCAGUAACAGCAGGUUUACCAAAACCUGAACAUUUUUCUAUAUUUCAUUGGGAAAAUAUAAAAAUAGUGGUGUUUCAAUUGAUUUAGUGAAGGAAUAUCCCAAACACAAUUUACAUGUGUCAUCCUGAAUCUUAAACAAAACUUUCAUGUCAUCUUUUACACAUUGAUUUACCGUCCAGAUUUAUUUCCAUCUGUUCAUUUUUGAGGAUAUUUACAUUCCAUGGUUAUUUUAUCAGAUUUUUGCCACUGUAUAUCACCUAAUCUUGUUUUGAUAAUAUGUCCAACAUUGACAAACAGGUUUGGCAGUGAUGAAAUGAAAUGUUCUUUAGGUUGGUAAGUGUUAAUGUGAAUAGACUGUGGUAUAGGAUUUAAGUGUGACAUUUCGGUGACUGACCAGUUAUAGACUUUGGUGACUGACCAGUAAUAGACUUUGGUGACUUGACGUUUUGGUGACUGACCAGUUAUAGACUUUGUUGACUGACCAGUAAUAGACUUUGGUGACUGACCAGUAAUUGACUUUGGUGUAGGAUUUAAGUGUGACGUUUAGGUGACUGACCAGUAAUAGACUUUGGUGUAGGAUUUAAGUGUGACGUUUUCGUGACUGACCAGUAAUUGACUUUGGUGUAGGAUUUAAGUGUGACGUUUUCGUGACUGACCAGUAAUCGACUUUGGUGUAGGAUUUAAGUGUGACGUUUAGGUGACUGACCAGUAAUUGACUUUGGUGUAGGAUUUAAGUGUGACGUUUAGGUGACUGACCAGUAAUUGACUUUGGUGUAGGAUUUAAGUGUGACAUUUAGGUGACUGACCAGUAACAGACUUUGGUGACUGACCAGUAACAGACUUUGGUGUAGGAUUUAAGUGUGACGUUUAGGUGACUGACCAGUAACAGACUUUGGUGACUGACCAGUAACAGACUUUGGUGUAGGAUUUAAGUGUGACGUUUAGGUGACUGACCAGUAACAGACUUUGGUGACUGACCAGUAACAGACUUUGGUGUAGGAUUUAAGUGUGACGUUUUCGUGACUGACCAGUAAUUGACUUUGGUGUAGGAUUUAAGUGUGACGUUUAGGUGACUGACCAGUAACAGACUUUGAUUUACAUGCCAUGAAAAAAAGAAAGACUUGUACACUGUUUACCAGUUUAAACAAAAUUACAACUUGGUGUGUAUACCCUGCACUUGUCAUUUUACUGAUGAAGAUGAUAGUUUCUGAUGAAGAUGAUAGUUUCUGAUGAAGAUGAUAGUGUAGUCUUAGAAACAUCACACUUCCAAUAAACAUUUUACCUAGUUGAAAUAACUAAAGGCUUUAUUUAGGCUAUGCAAUUCGUACGUGACGAGGUGAUAUUCUACAUAAAAUUUUACAGAAUUUUGUAGUUAACUAGAAUUUUAGAUUUAAUGGUUUUGGACAGUUAUUAUACUCACAGUUAGUGCCUUUGUUUAUUAAGAUAGGAAACCUCUGCCUUAGCUACCAAUAAAUUGAUUAGAGUUUUAGCUACAGUGCCUUCUGUGUAGGUUAAAGUCAUUGUAGGUUCGGUAGUGUUUCAGGGUUCUCUACAAUGUGUGAUUAUUAAUUGAUUUUGAUACUUUGCUAUCACUAUAAUAUGAUAGAUAUUCUGUUUUACAAGCACUAAAUUAAUUGUCAGAAAAAACACCAUAUGAGGAAUUUUCUACAUACUGUUAAUGCAAUAUAAAGAGAAAACUGGGGUUCCUCAUUCCGGAAAUACUGCAACUCUUCUUAAUUAUUGAUACUUGAGUAUUGUUACACGUAUAUAUUGUUACACGUAUAUAUUGCUUGUGAUAUAAAGGUUUCUGAACUGACGCCAGUCUCUAUACUAUUUUAUGACGAUGGUGAUUUUACAAGAAUUGCUCCAGGAAUGAGUAACAUGAUUAGGGUUUAAUGGUUUGAGAGGUUUCAGAGAGUGGCUGGUUUGUAUAACUGUUUAUGUUAUUUGUAAUCAUGACCAUUUCUAACAUUACCAUGCUUCAUGCAUGUCAUAUACUACGGUACAUAACAAUAAAAAUAUUAUUUUAUGAAAGAA
Pecten maximus is the source of this 16663-nucleotide messenger RNA. RefSeq names its product integrin alpha-PS1-like. Gene Ontology annotation, biological process: integrin-mediated signaling pathway; cell-cell adhesion; cell-matrix adhesion. The coding region runs from base 206 to 3289 and encodes 1027 amino acids. Gene Ontology annotation, cellular component: external side of plasma membrane; integrin complex. The transcript is spliced from 26 exons. The record is from RefSeq and is a predicted model, not a curated record. Gene Ontology annotation, molecular function: integrin binding. NCBI's taxonomy places the organism in Eukaryota, Metazoa, Mollusca, Bivalvia, Pectinida, Pectinidae.